This is a messenger RNA of Ctenocephalides felis (cat flea), 2670 nucleotides long. RefSeq names its product puromycin-sensitive aminopeptidase-like. The transcript has 17 exons. Lineage: Eukaryota; Metazoa; Arthropoda; Insecta; Siphonaptera; Pulicidae. The record is from RefSeq and is a predicted model, not a curated record. Gene Ontology annotation, molecular function: zinc ion binding; peptide binding; metalloaminopeptidase activity. Gene Ontology annotation, biological process: proteolysis; peptide catabolic process. The coding region runs from base 1 to 2670 and encodes 889 amino acids. Gene Ontology annotation, cellular component: cytoplasm.
AUGAAUGAGCUUUUCGAGCUGCAAUUCCAGAGGUUGCCAAGAACAGUGGUGCCUAUUCAUUACAACAUUCAGUUGCAACCAUGUCUGGACAAAACCACGUUUCAUUUCGAGGGAAAGGAAUCGAUAGAGAUUGCUAUUUUGGAUUCGGUGCAAAGAAUAGUCCUGAAUUCGGUUCAACUGCAUAUCAAGAGUGUUGUUCUGCACAGGGAAGACGAAGAGGAUAUCGAGCCUGAAAUAACUUAUAAUGAUUAUGAUGAAAUUAUAACGUUGGACUUUAAAAAGAAGUUGCCCAUUGGCAGAGGUGCUUUGUUAUUUGAUUACAGUGGGUUGCUUAAUGAGAAACCGAAAGGUUUUUUCAGAAGCACCUACACAAAUUUCGAAGGCAAGACAGCCUAUGCAGCCUUAACCCAUUUCGAGACGAGUGAUGCCCGAAGAUGUUUUCCUUGCUGGGACGAGCCCUCGUUCAAAGCCACUUUCACGAUCAUUCUUUUGGUUCCACAGGGCUACACAGGGAUAUCGAACAUGACCGUCAAAUUUGGUGUCAAACAAGGAGACUUCAGGUGCAUCGAGUUCGAUCCAACUCCUCCUAUGUCGACAUACAUGCUGGCAGUAGUCAUAGGUGAGUACGACUACGUGCAACUUUUGAGCAGUGACGGAGUACGUGUCAGGGUCUACACACCUCUUGGUAAAAAAGAUUUUGGCAGAUUUGCAGUCGGAGUCACUUCUAAAGUCUUACCGUACUACAAGGAAUUUUUCGACAUGAAAUAUCCACUACCAAAGCUUGAUCUGGUAGCCGUCCCCGAAUUCCCAGCAGGAGCAAGCGAAUGCUGGGGCCUGCUGGCUUUCAGAGACUCCGCCCUCCUCCUGGACGAGGUCAACGCGAGCGAUACGACAAAACAGUGGUGCUGUCUAUUGUUGGCACACGUAGCUGCCACCCAAUGGUUCGGAGGAAUGGUGACACCGAGCUGGUGGACCGAAUCCUGGAUGUACGAAGGAUUCGCGCAGUAUGCAGAGUUUUUGUGCAUUCAACAAUUGUAUCCAGAGUUUGCAGUGUCCAGUCAGUUUCUGCAGGAUACUGCCUGGCGUGCCUUGGAUGCAGAUUCUUUGAGAAUUGCAAAGCCUUUGCUGAAUCAUCCUUCGGAUCCUAUCGAAUCUGUUCUGGACGAUUCGUCAACUGAUAACGAAUUGAGGAGUGAUAAGGCUGCCACUUUAAUGAGGACACUGCACUCUUACGUAGGUGACAACAAUUUCCACAAGGGCAUCAACAUGUUCCUGACCAAAAAUAAAUUCAACACGGCAUCUUCCGGGGACUUCUGGAAAGCUUUAGAGUUUGUUAGCCAUCUGCCAGUGGCCGAACUGAUGUCAACCUGGACAUUCCAACCAGGUUAUCCUCUGAUCAGAGUGUUCGAAGUUCACCAGGGCGAAACCAGAAAUAUCACUUUGACUCAGGAGAGAUUCUUUGCAGACGGCAAACCUGAUACAGAACACAGACUGUGGCUUAUACCGAUUACCAUUUCAACCAGCAAAAACCCAAAUAAGGUUGCUCAUUCAAUCCUGAUGGAAUCUCCGACGUUAGAAGUUCAAUUAAACAACGUAUCACGCGGUGACUGGAUCAAGGUGAAUCCAGGUUGCACAGGAUAUUACAGGUGUGUCUAUUCACCUUUUGCUGUCAGACACUUUUCCAAAGCUAUCAAGGAUGCCAGGUUGCCGCCCAACGACAGGUUGGGACUGAUGGACGAUAUGUUGGCUUGUGCCAGGGCAGGAUUUGUCGAUACAGGAAAUCUUUUGCGUUUCAUGGAAUAUUAUUCUGAGGAAUGCAAUGCGGCAGUUUUGCAAGGGAUGGCUGCAUGUGUCGCUAAAUUGCACGAUAUUGCUUCCUAUACACAUUUGAGGGCUGAAUUUGGAGCCUUUGCCAGGAGGUUGUUUGCUGAUUGUUGUGGACUUUCUGCAGUCACUCAGGCGCCCAUAUCAAGUUUGAAACCAAAAGAUCCAAAACCAGAUCAGGAAGAUGACGAGUUUGAUCGUCUCACAAUUGACAUGUCGAUGCAAACUGAAGGCGAAGAGGAUCUCCUUUGGCAAUUGGCAUCAGGACCGACUGCCGAUGGAGCAAGAGAAGUUCCUGCUGCAGUCGUCAUAUCUCAAUUGGUGAAAUAUGACGAUGAACCCACCAUACGGGAAGCCAAAAUAAGGUUUUUGAAACACAUUACUGGCCGAAAACAACUCCCAUCGGAGUUGAGGGCUUCUUGUCUAAGGGCUGUGCUCAGGGAUGCUGACAGUGAUACCUACGAGCAAAUCUUAAGACUUUGCAAGUUAGCAGCUUAUCCUGGUGAAGCAAUGUCGUUGUUAUUGGGAAAGCCAAAUCGUAAAGACAAUCAAUCUGCAGGAGGGAGCACUGAAACUAGUUCAGCCUUUCUUCACCAAUUGCCAGACAAUGAAGAACGAAUGAGGAUAUUGAGGGCUCUCGGGGCCCUACGAGACGAUGCACUUUUAGCCAGGGCCCUUCAGUUUGGAGUUUCGGAUUCUGUUCACCCUCAAGAGGGCGUCAUAAUCAUUGGAGCCAUUGCCAAUAGUCGUAGGGGAAGAGAUAUGGCCUGGAAGUUCUUCCAGUAUAAAUAUAAUGUAUUUAUGCAGAGAUAUCAGAUUUUGAUAGAAUUGUUAUCAAUAAUAUGA